UCCUGCCGCGGCCAGAAAGGAGCGUGUGGACGCGGGGACACAACCCGGCGUCCAUGGCCGCGGCCGCGAUGGCUCAGCGGGGCCGCGUGCCGCCCGCCCCGACUGCACCAGGCACCGAGGGGCUGCCGCGCGCCUUCCUGCAGAGCCUGCGCACCCUCUUCGACAUCCUGGACGACCGGCGGCGCGGCUACGUGCACCUGCGCGAGAUCGAGUCCCGCUGGCAGGGUGCUGACGCGCGCGAGCUGCCCCGCGGCGUGCUGGAGGGCCUGCGCCAGGUGGCCCCGGCCAGCGGCUAUCUGACCUUUGAGCGUUUCGUGGCCGGGCUGCGCACCUCGCUGCUGAGCGCUGAUGGUGGCCCGCGAGACCCGACGCGCGCCUCGGGCCGGCAAGGGGACAAGCCGCCACCACCGCAGCGCCUGGUGUUUGCACCGGCGGACGAGCCUCGGACUGUCCUGGAGAGGAAGCCCCUGCCUCUGGGUGCGCGCCCUCCGCGGGUCGGCCCGGGGCAGCUGGGCGGGCCUGCGGAGGCGGCGCCCUGCCCUGCAGAGCCGGAGCGGCCCCUGAGUGCGGCACUGGAGCAGAGCCCCAGCACGGACGCCGGAGCAGCAGGCUGCAGGGGCCUGGAAAUAGAUGCAGGAGAUGCUCGGCAGGCCCCACGGGCCCGAGGGGAACGUCGGAGGCACACGAUCACCAAUGGAGUGGACUGUGGCCUGCUGAAGCAGCUGAAGGAGCUGGAACAGGAGCAGGAGGUGCUGCUGCAGGGUCUGGAAAUGAUGGCUCGGGGCCGCGACUGGUACUGGCAGCAGCUGCAGCGUGUGCAGGAGCGCCAGCGCCGACUGGGCCAGAGCAGAGCCAGUGUGGACUUUGGGGCUGCAGGGAGUCCCCGCCCUCUGGGGCAGCUGCUACCUAAGGUGCAGGAGGUAGCCCGGUGCCUGGGGGAGCUGCUGGCUGCAGCCUGUGCCAGCAGGGCUCUGCCCUCCUCCUCGGGGCCCCCAUGCCCUGCCCAGGUCUCCACCUCAUCCUCAGCCCCGGGCUGGCAACAGCAGACCAUCCUCAUGCUGAAAGAGCAGAACCGGCUUCUCACCCAGGAGGUGACUGACAAAAGUGAGCGCAUCACUCAGCUGGAGCAGGAGAAGUCUGCCCUCAUCAAGCAGCUAUUUGAGGCCCGAGCUCUCAGCCAGCAGGACACUGGGCCUCUGGACUCCACCUUUAUCUAGCCAGGCAUGCAUCCAGGGGGGCCUGCAUUUAGCAGGACAUGCAUUCGCAGGAUGUGCAUCUAGCGAGACUGUAUCUAGCCACAGCACAGCCUUGAGCCCUGUGGGCACCCCUGUGAUUCCCUCUCCGGCUGAAGACCAUCAGCUGGCCUGGGAAGAGCCCUUGAGUGGGAGCCUCCCUCUACUCUUGGGGUCUGGGCCUGCCCCAGGCCUGCUCUGCCAGAACACUGACGCUGUUGGAGCCUUGGGGGCCACCUGGGGAGAGGCUCUGUGCACCCUACAGCCUGGAGCUGCUACUGCCACUGUCAUUGGAUGGUGGGGGACCCCUUCUGAUGUUUAUCAGGUUCCAGGCAUC
Molecule: messenger RNA, 1569 nt
Organism: Urocitellus parryii (Arctic ground squirrel)
Lineage: Eukaryota; Metazoa; Chordata; Mammalia; Rodentia; Sciuridae
Gene: Sapcd2
Product: suppressor APC domain containing 2
Source: RefSeq, a predicted model, not a curated record